This is a messenger RNA of Xenopus laevis (African clawed frog), 2118 nucleotides long. It is a transcript of the gene nfkbid.L, whose product is annotated as NF-kappa-B inhibitor delta. Lineage: Eukaryota; Metazoa; Chordata; Amphibia; Anura; Pipidae. The coding region runs from base 327 to 1688 and encodes 453 amino acids. The record is from RefSeq and is a predicted model, not a curated record. The transcript is spliced from 12 exons.
AGAUACAUCCAGCGCACAGACGGCUUUCACCAACCACCAACUCUUUCCAUUUUCUAUUGAGUUUAUUUUAGUGACUUUCCCUCGUAUCUUCCACUCGUUCAGUGUAUGAGCCUUAUCUACCCAUCUCCCCUGUCUCCAGGUCCGCUCUUCUUUCCGUCACCUCCUCCGUGGGCUGAACCUGCCAGUUCCUCUUUAAUAGAAGCAGCUGCGAGUGACGAGUGACUGUCACAUCACAGCGAGAGCCGACAGAGAGAGACAGGCAGCUGCUGCUGUUCUACUGGGGAAGGCUGGACCCCUACAGGCAAGAGACACAAGGUGGGGAGGGAAUGAACUCUCCCCCCUCCACUUCCAGAGAUUGUCGAACGUACUAUACCACUCCCCAAACUGUGAAACAACUGCUGGAGCAAAAGCGCCAACAUAAGAGUUCCCAGGCAUCUGCAUCUCUUGUGGAAUAUAAUCAGGAAGCAGAUGCUGCCAGCUCCUUUGUCCCGCACCCCACACAAGAUGAUGAAGACCUCUUGUUCCCAAGGCAUGGUGCCCACUACAACUAUCCUGUCCUGGAAGACCUGUAUCCCUCAGGAUCUGGGCCCUUGUAUGGCCAGGAGAGGAGAUAUGACGCAUUAAGGAGGGACAUUCCGAGCUGUGAAGCAGAGAUGGAGGUUUCCUUCUCACCCAACACCUACGUGGCUCCUUUUUCCCAUGAUGCCUCCUGGUCCGGACACUCCCAGGCUUCCUACCCUGUGGCUGAGCCUUUCCUGAGGGUACCGGGGGCUGUUGUUCCAGAGAUGGUGCCACUGGACUUGGAAGAUGCCAGAGUGGAAAUUCAGAACCUGAGCCCAGAUCAACUCCUAAUCCGUGAUGAGGACGGAGACACGAUUCUCAACCUGUACGUGGCGCGGGGGCUGCGCUGUCAGUCCUAUGCAGUGGCUGAACGAUACCUACAGUACGGCCAGUUAGACACCAGGGAACAUAAUGGGAAGUCUCCCCUCCUAGUGGCUGCAGCAGCCAAUCAGCCAGAGAUCGUGUACGACUUGAUCACGCUGGGCGCCGACGUGAACGCUUCAGAUUGGAAGGGCCAGACUGUUCUGCAUGUGGCUGCAACAUAUGGAUUCUCUGAUGUACUGAGAGUCUUUCUAUCUCUCCAGCGGCAGCAGAAUUUUGAUGUGGAGGCCAGAAACUAUGAUGGCCUGACUCCCUUACACUGUGCAGUAAUCAGCCUCAAUUCUGCCUAUAAUAGUAAAAGGCUUCAGCCCAACCAGGAGAACCAACAACAAGAGAGGGAAAGUAUGACUUGUGUGCAACUCCUGCUGCAGCUCGGAGCCAGUUGUGCCAGUCAGGACAUCAAGAGCAACAAGACGGUUCUCCAUAUGGCAGUGCAAGCUGGGAACAUCCCUCUGGUCAAGUUUCUCCUGAAUUUUGCCCACACUGACCUACCAGCCCUCAUCAACCUGAAGGCCCAUGGAAACACAGCUCUCCAUAUGGCAGCCGCUCUUCCUUCUCAGCGAUCUACUGAGUACCUGAUUCAGCUGCUCCUCUCCUCGGGGGGAGAUCCAAGCAUGCGCAACCUGGAGAACGAGCAACCUGCCCACCUGGUUCCACCUGGGGAGCUCUCUGACCAGAUAAAGCUCUUGCUGAAGCGCCGCCGCAUUACAUCAUCAACACGCCACCAGUCAUCUUCUUCCUUAUAGGAGCCGCCAAGACAAAGACCACUUGUCUAGUCCCGACGUUGAGACCUUUCCACUCACAGAAGGAGCCUGUAUCUCUGUGGCCCGUGUAGGUAGAUCCAGACAGGUUCUGCUGAAGAAUCGGUCAACUUCUAUUUUUCCAUAACCUCCUGGUUUCUAUGAAACUGCCAUUAAUUUCUUAUAGUGAAGAAACUCUCAUUUCUGCAUAGCUCUCAUCUGUCCCUUUUUUUAGUGACUAUUCUUAUUUAAAAAAAAACCCUGGGGGGCGUGAUUUGCUAGCAAUAAGGGAGGCUAUGGUGCUAACUGUAGGUGUGGCUAACUGGUAGAUUAAAUUCACAAGGAUUAUUGGCUCAGAUAAAACACAAGGGGGCAAAUUCACUAAGAUUCGUAGUUGCGCCAGGUGCAACUUCGCCGCGCUUCGCCGCACUUCGCC